UUUGUUUACAAGUAUUUGAAAGGAAAAUCAAAAUUUCAAAAGAGGCAUGGACCGUUUAAUCAAUCAUUGUAACAUAACUAGCACUUGAAUUUUAUAAAGGUUAAUCGAAUUCUUACAUUCUGAAAGUAAGCACGCUUGAUACCAUUUCUAUUACACAUAGAUACGUUCGAAUUUCCUCAAUGGUCAACUUUGGAAAGUUUGUUCCCGAGCUCCCAAACAGAAAAGAAAAGCAAUUGAAAAAUGAAGUUGGAAAAGAAGAUUACAUAGGAGUGCUCGAGAAGGUGAUGAUCGAUUUCGAUUGUGUUAUCAACGAUGACUAUAAAACUCUCAAACCAAAACUAGAGGAGGAUUCUAUAGAGAUGGAUACCUUGGAAUCCUCACAAAAUUUUUACGUUGCUCUUUUAGGACUCGAACCCAAAGUAGUCCACCUAGCCCGAGAUAUCAUCGAGCGCACCGAACAGCGGUUUGAAGAAUUACGGAAAACGGUUGAAGAUACAAGUGACACAUGUGGAAACUAUCCCCCUGGAUCUGAAGUCCAAGUUAUAUAUUCCCUGUUAUCGUUGAUGGAUACCGUAUUAGGAUUUAUGUCUGGCUCGCUUUUGGAAUCAAUGAAAGCGACCUAUCGAUUGCGCACUACGCACAGUUCCUUCUCCAAAUUGCUGGAGAACGUAAGAAAAGUAAAACAAGAAAAAGAAUCUGGCAUAAAAAACGUCAAGAAUAACGCCGAUAUGUUUCUUGAUGAAAUUGUCGAGUCAGGGGCAAUGGCUGGAUACGGUAUUUUAAAUUUCCUAGUGUCCAUGUUUCCAUCUUCUUAUUCUAAAGUCAUUUCGUUUAUAUGCUUUAACCCAAACAGGAAUGAAGCUUUAGAAGGAUUGUGGAAAUCCGCCAUGUACAACAAUGCACUAGGUGCUAUUUCUCUUGUUACUAUAUUUACAUUUUACGGAAUGAUACAACCGAUUGCCAGUAUUUCACCUCCUUACUAUAAUUCUGAGCUGCGUCGACUUGAAAACCAAAUUCAAAAUUGCAAAGCUCGAUAUAGGAAAAGUUUGUUAUGGCAAUUGAUGGAGCUUAAGAUUUCCCUCUUAACAGAGAAUCCUUGGAAUGCCAUCAAAAUUGGAAACCAGACUGUUACAGCUACAGCCCAACAACUUAUAAAUUUACAAGGAUUUGAUAUGGCGAUGGCUUGCAUCUGCGUCCGCGAUUUUAAAAUCGCAGCCAAACAAUUUUUGAUAUUAGAGGAAUCAAACGAUUGGUUUCGGGGACUGAACAGGUUUCUUGCAGGUUGUUGUAUGUUGCAGCAUGCAAACGAAUUAGAAAAAAUAAAAAAUGCAGACCCGAAAGAAUACAAUGCAUUCAUCGAAGAUGGUGCAGAUCUCUUGGUUAACUCGUUGUCUGUCUUGCAAGAGAAAGAUAGAAAAAGUUUGCUGCCAAUGGAAAAGUUUUCAAUUCGCAAAAUCCUAAAAUGGGAGAGAAAAGCCAAGACAGAAAAUAAACCGUUAUACAAGGUGAUAAGUGUUCCUCCGUAUCUACAAUUUUUGUAUGCCUUUGUGGUUUGUACUCUGGGAUUCCACAAAUAUAGCGAAAGCUAUAAACGGGAUCUCUUAGAAGUUACAUGUUACGAAGAAAAUGAUUCAGCUUUGCGAGAUUUCCUACUUGCAGUUAUCGAAAGAAUGCAGAAGAAUUAUACAUCGUCAAACGCUCGUCUGAGAAAGUUACUUCAGUUAAAUCAAGCUUCUUCGUCGACCGGCGACAAUGAUUUUUGGAUUAUUCCUUACGCGCAUUAUGAGCUUGCGGCUUCCCAUUGGUUUGAGUAUGGAAUGAAGGAAGAAUUGGAAAUCAGACGUCUGAUAAAAAAGGCAGAGUCGUUCCAGGGUUACGAUCUAGAGGAACGAAUGGGUCUUCUUGCUAAAAUUGCGUAUCAGACAUUGGACUCCGCCAAGUAAUUAUCGAUGAUGAGCUCCUUAAUGAGUAAACCAUGAUUUUGGUGGAGUUUAAACAGUUUCGUUAAUAUGGUCUUGAAGAGAAUGUUAAACAGUAACGUUUUAUGAUGUGUUACGAACGGCAGAAGAUGAAGUUUCUUACUGCUUUUGAAAGCAAUGGACAUUUGUUAUGAUCCCAAUACGCGUACAUAGAUUAUAAACCUAUAUAAUAUUCGAAUAAAACCGUUUUGCAUGAAAUAAAAGUUCUUCAAGGAUUAUCACAUGUCUUAUAACAACAAGUACCACUGGAAUCAAUUGAGUAGGGUAAGUAAAGUCUUUCACCCGACACAAACAGCGUUGGAACAACCUUGAAGUGAGGACCGCAGGAAAAUGUGACUAAAGUAUCGCGACUAGCAUGUUGACGGUGAGUCAUGAAAAAAACUGGCCUCAAUAUGGCUACACUUUUAUGCUUUCGCCCGAUUCAAUGCAAGAAGUUCAAAACCAUUUUAACCAAUUACUAAUAUGAAUGUCUUUCACUCUAGUAUGUGAA
Molecule: messenger RNA, 2469 nt
Organism: Schizosaccharomyces octosporus yFS286
Lineage: Eukaryota; Fungi; Ascomycota; Schizosaccharomycetes; Schizosaccharomycetales; Schizosaccharomycetaceae
Exons: 2
Coding region: 180-1943 (587 amino acids)
Cellular component (GO): cytosol; mitochondrial outer membrane; nucleus
Source: RefSeq, a predicted model, not a curated record